AUGUGGCGCCAACAUAGGCUAAAUAUUAAAUAAUAAAAAUAGACAUAAACGUGGUUGUUGUUUACAAACACAUACAAAUUUAAGUAGUGAUCACCGGAUGAAAAUAUUAGGCAAUCAUGCCAGUUAAAUCUAAACAUUCAUCAUUUUUUGCCAUACAAAAUCUGGAAUGGCUAGGGAACGGCGAAAUAGUAGAUAAACAACAUAAACCUCAUUUUACUAAUAAACUGAGUAAACAUUUUAGGCAAUUUGUUUUGGAUGGUGAAGUAUUCAGUAUAGGGGACUGUGUCCUGGUGUCUCGUCAAGGCAAGCUGACUAGCUCAGUGGAAAAGGAAGACUGCUACAUUGCUCAACUCAUAGAUUUGUUUGAAAAGGAUUUAGUUUAUAAUAAAAGAAGUGAAGCUCAAAAGUUAGCACAAGUGAGGUGGUACUGGCAAAGUGAGGAAGUCCCAAAGCAAUUAAGGAAAAUGUUGAAUGCUCAGAAAAUGGCAGAAAAUGAAGUGAUACUAGAUUUAAGCGACAAAUAUGAAAGAGAAAUUGACUUAGAAACUGUUGUUGGAAAAUGCAAGGUCUUACACAUAAAAGAUUCCGGCUCACCAACUCCAACCUUGAAAGAACACAACAAUAACAGUCCACACCCGGCUUUCAUUGCCAGAAGAGCCUACAAUGGAAAAUGUUUGGUCUCAAUAACUGGCAAUGAAAACGAAGGACUUUAUACCAUAAACACAGAUACACCUGAAAAUAAUGGUAAAAGGCGUCCAUCUUCAAAAAAGGACUUAAGCACACCAAAUGGAAAUUCUCAUACUGAAACCGACAAUCUAGUCAUAAAACCAUCAACUCCAAAGAUCAAAUUAUCUCGGUUAAAAAAUGCAGAUUCUCCAGCUGCUCAUACUAAAGAUGCAUGGAUGCUCAGCACAAAGUGUCCAGCUAAGAGAAUGUCUAUCAAAGAAACUGUUGAGCAGCUGUACAAGACAUCUCCUCCCAAAUGUUCAGAGACCAGCAAGAGUCCCAGUGUUAUAAAAUCUCCCAUCAGCAUGAUGGCCAGACUUAAUCAAAAGAACGUCAUCGACAUGUUAAAUCAUGACAGUGACACUGACGACAACUCGUCAGUCAGCUCUGAUGACACUAAAUUCAAAUUAAACAGCGUGACUAAAGCUGAGUCAGCUGCUAGUCCACGAGCUAAGAGAGACUCGAACACACCCUCCAAACGCUACAGGGAGAUAGACAGCGAUGGAGAUGUCAACAUGGAAGAGUGCGCCACCAAAAAGUUGAAGAUGGAAAUUCUGGGAGGGUACGGGGAGGAGUCGCCCAGCCGUAAGCAUGUUGCCAGGGUUAUUCUACAACGGCUCCCGAGCGCUGAUUAUAAAAUAACACCCAAGAAAGACAGCAAGCCUGAGCCUGGGGAAGAUGAUAUUGUCCACCAAGUGGCCAGAUUGGGUUUACUCAAGUCUAAAAAUAUCAACUCCCCGACUGUGAACAUUAAAAAUUCUCCAUCAGUCACGCGCCUGGUUGGCUCGCCUUACAGAAGGAAAUCAAUCUUUGAGGUGCUGGACUCUGAAGACCUGACAAAAACUCCACUUGCUAGGCGUAAAGGAUCCGACAAAACUCCAGACAGCCUUGAAGCAGGUAGGCGUCGCUUGUCUGUUAAUUUGUUUGGGAGUAGCUCUUCUAUGUUUGAAAACAGUUUAGAGCUAACUACGGCAGCAAAGACGCCAUCAAGGCCAAAGUUAAAGAAUAAAAGUCAUCUCUCUGAUGAAGACGAGCAGCAGGAAGAUGUGUUCAGUGCAACUGUACCAAAAAAAACAGCCGAGGCUGGUCCCCAGAGUGUCAGUCGUCGUGGCAGACCCAUCAGCACGCCUAAGAAGUUCUUGCCAGAUGAGCACCACACUCCAAAGAAGAAGACGACAAACCAGGAAAACACAACACCCGUAAGGAUUAAAAUUAACAAGAAUCCCACGCCUGGAAAAUCUGGCACCCCUAAAUUCACACUAGUCAAAACCCCACCUCGUCAAGCCAGCAGGUUGCUGAAGGACACUGUUGAAAGUCCUGGUAGGACCCCAACUCGUCGAGCCAGCAUCUUGCUGAAGGACACUGUUGAAAGUCCCGCUAGGACCCCAUCUCGUCCAGCCAACAGGUUGCUCAAGGACUCAGUGGCCAGUCCUAGAACCACGCCUCGGAGGGCUGCAGCUCUAAGGAGGAUAUCUUAUGCAGACUUGAGCCAAUCAGACGAAGAGCAGCCAUUCACACCUUCUUCCCGGUCAGCCAAAGCUAAACAGGGCGCUCAGACUCCCAUUAGGGUUGUCAUCAAGAAAAGUUCCUACCAGGAAUUCUCUCUUGAUGACAGUGAUGCGGAUGAGGAUUAUAAAGGUGAUAAAGAUGACAGCAGUGAAGACGAAGACAGCGACUUUGAAGCAGGGAACAAAAAAUCCACUAAGAGACAAGAGAAACCCAAGAAGAUCAACACGCCAGCCAGGACACCACGGUUUUCAAGGAAUUUACUCUCGAAGGCUACGCCUAAUCUGCCAUCCCGAAGUGGACCCAAGGCAACAUACAGUAAUGACCUAGAGGAGGCUAGGGCUAGGUUGCAUGUAUCUGCUGUCCCAGAGUCUCUGCCCUGUAGAGAACAAGAAUUUUCUGAUGUGUUUGGUUUUGUGGAGGGGAAAAUCCUUGAUGGUACAGGAGGGUGCAUGUACAUCUCAGGUGUACCUGGCACAGGUAAGACAGCCACUGUCAAGGAGGUGAUUAAAAUCCUCGAGGCACAGAGAGAUGAGGGCAAUCUCCCAGACUUUAAGUUUAUAGAAAUAAAUGGCAUGAGGCUGACCGAACCCAGACAGGCAUAUGUGGAGAUUCUGAAAGCAUUGAAUGGCGCCAAAGCAACAGCCGAGCACGCUGUGAAUAUCCUGAACAAAAUGUUUACGUCACCCGGCCCUCGCUCUGAUCCUGUGGUUUUAUUGGUUGAUGAGCUAGACUUAUUGUGGACCAAGAAACAAGAUGUAAUGUACAACAUUUUUGAUUGGCCAACUAAAGAGAGGGUUAAACUAAUAGUUUUGGCUGUAGCAAACACAAUGGACUUGCCAGAAAGGAUGAUGAUGAAAAGAGUUGCCAGUCGUUUGGGCCUGACCAGGAUGACCUUCCAACCCUACACCUUCAGACAGCUGGAGGAGAUUGUGGCCUCCCGCAUGAAAGGUCUCAAGGUCUUUGAUAACGAUGCUGUACAGCUUGCUGCCAGAAAGGUGGCUGCAGUGUCAGGGGAUGCUCGUAGAGCGCUGGACAUCUGCCGCAGGUCAACAGAAAUAGCUGAAGCCAGAGCAGCAGACAGCCAGGGCGGGGUGAUGGUGGGGAUGUCUGACAUCAACACGGCCGUGGAGGAAAUGUUUUGUUCACCCAAGUUCAUGGCCAUCAGGAACUUGUCCAUGCAGGAGCAGCUGUUUCUGAGGGCAGUAGUGGCAGAGUUCCAGAGGACUGGCAUUGAGGAGGCGGAGUUCUACAAGCUGUAUGACCAGCACCAGACUCUCUGCAGGUUUGAAGGUGUCCACGCCCCCACCAUGACGGAGCUCUCCGCCCUCUGUUACAGGCUGGGCAGCAUCCGCCUCCUGCUGGUGGAGCCCGGGAGGCUGGACCUCAGCAUGAGGGUCAGGCUCAACGUCAGCCAGGACGACAUCAUGUACGCCCUCAGGACUGACACGUCACUGACAGAUUGAACUGACAGUUGCGUGACUGUCAGGCUCAACGUCAGCCAGGACGACAUCAUGUACGCCUUGAGGACUGACACGUCACUGACAGAUUGAACUGACAGUUGCUUGAGUCGGACCUAUUCAUAAGUCAGGUCAUCAGUCAUGUUUUGUGUUAUAAAGUCAAAUGAAAUUCUUGAAGAACCUUCAGAUUCUUGUACAGAUGUUCUUGCAUGUUAUAUCCUUAUUCUCGUAUAGAAAUGUUCUUGUAAAUUGAUAGUCAGCAUAUUAAAUGACACAUUAACCUAAUGAUAAAAAUGUUACCAUAACAAUUGUUAAGGUUUCCUAAUGUCUUUCUCCACAAUUGUUCCAUUAUCUGUGUUAUUUAUUCCCUUCCAAAAUUGUUGAGUUUGUUUACACAUUUCUGAGAUUGAAUAUUUCUGAGAUGUGAAUAUUUCAGCCCCAUUUCCCAUUGUUGACUUUUGUACAUGACCCAGUGUAUACCAGGCAGUGGUAGUGGCAGAGGUCUUGCCAGUUUGUCUGUCAGAAUACUUGCCAGUUUGUCUGUCAGAAUACUUGCCAGUUUGUCUGUCAGAGGUCUUGCCAGUUUGUCUGUCAGAAUACUUGCCAGUUUGUCAGAGGUCUUGCCAGUUUGUCAGAGGUCUUGCCAGUUUGUCUGUCAGAGGUCUUGCCAGUUUGUCUGUCAGAGGUCUUGCCAGUUAGUCUGUCAGGGGUCUUGAAAGUAUGUCUGUUAGAGGUCUUGCCAGUUUGUCUGUCAGAGGUCUUGUCAGUUUGUCUGUCAGAGGUCUUGCCAGUUUGUCUGUCAGAGGUCUUGCCAGUUUGUCUGUUAGAGGUCUUGCCAGUUUGUCUGUCAGAGGUCUUGCCAGUUUGUCUGUCAGAGGUCUUGCCAGUUUGUCUGUCAGAGGUCUUGCCAGUUUGUCUGUCAGGGGUCUUGCCAGUUUGUCUGUCAGGGGUCUUGCCAGUUUGUCUGUUAGAGGUCUUGCCAGUUUGUCAGAAAACUUGCCAGUUUGUCUGCUGUGUGAAAUCUUUUUGUCAGUUUCUUCUUAAAGAUUGUGUAAGUUUAUCAUCCGUGUGAAAGAUCUGUGCGAUUUGUAGAUUAAAAUAGUUGUGCAUUCCACUGUAAUCAGCUCAAAUUAGGAACAUUUUAAUGAAGUCAAUGACUGUCUCAUUGUGUGAUUGUCUUGAUUCAGUUUGUAUUUCUUACUUGGGUCAAUUGUUUUUCUAUUAAUAACUUUAGGAGUUGAUGUCACGUGUUAAAAUUUAAACAUG
Physella acuta is the source of this 4958-nucleotide messenger RNA. RefSeq names its product origin recognition complex subunit 1. Gene Ontology annotation, molecular function: chromatin binding; ATP hydrolysis activity; ATP binding. Gene Ontology annotation, biological process: mitotic DNA replication checkpoint signaling; DNA replication initiation. Gene Ontology annotation, cellular component: nuclear origin of replication recognition complex. Lineage: Eukaryota; Metazoa; Mollusca; Gastropoda; Physidae. The record is from RefSeq and is a predicted model, not a curated record.